AAUUAUAAAAGCACAGAACGGAACACGGGAACACCAGUGAGUAUGCUCUAUACUGAGUGAUCAAAACAAAGUAAUCUAAAAAUUUCGUAAAUCAAACUCAGCAUUUUCAUGCUAUUUUUACAUAUUUUGUGAAUAAAACCUAAAAGAUACAUGCUAAACAAUACAUUUUGGAUUACGUAAAAGCUUAACGUAGGAUCUGUUCCUACUGUUCGAUGAAAUUUGAACUUGAUAUUCUUCAAAAUUGGAAUCACGCAGUCACGAAGCAGGCGCUCCGGUGGAGGCCGUAGAAAAAUAUUUAACCGGCAAGCAACCAUGGCUUUGGGACGCUACCAACAUCUGUACAAAAGGAACUGUAUCGGGAUGAUACCCAUAUUCUGUUCCUUUGUCGCUGGUGCUUUGUUAACCAUACUUAUAGGCGGGGCCCAUCAAAAUUGUGAGUCAAGCGAGAGAAUUUAUCAGCCGGAAAAUUCCUACUUCCUAAUGCUACUGAUUGUUAGUGCGCCAGGCAAUGUUGAAAGGCGAAAUGUGAUCAGAGAAACUUAUUUGAACCUGCGACCAAGAAUUCUUAACGAAAGCUUCCAAGAAGAAGCUAUUUAUGUUCCUAUUUACAGUGAUCAAGAACAGUUACAGCUGGAAACCGUUAAGAAACAGAAGGAACUGUUGGAAAACUAUCGCCAAUGGCGGCAUCGUAAGAUUAAUAAUAUUAAAGUAAUAAACUUCAAAAUAAAGGCGUUGUUUGCGGUUGGAACUUACGGACUAUCACGGUCUGAACGUAAAAUUAUUAAUGAGGAACAGCGUGUCUAUAACGAUGUGCUGGAGCUGGAUGAUUUAUUGGAUUCAUAUGGAAAUCUUACGACGAAGAUUCUUCGCAGUCUAAGUAGAAUAGAUGAGAUGUACGAUUUCAAAUACUUGAUGAAACUUGAUGACGACACGUACGUAAAACUAGACUUGCUGUCGGAAGAUCUUCUAAGUUACUAUGAAAAACUGCACAAAAUUCGCGCAAGACAUACCAAACCAAUUGAACUGUAUUGGGGCUACUUCAAGGGAGCAUCGACUGUCCAGCAGCACGGAAUAUGGAAGGAAACUGAUUUCAAACUUUGUGAUCGAUAUUUACCCUAUGCAUUGGGAGGAGGAUACGUGCUUUCAAAAAAUUUAGCAUCCUUUAUUGGUAGUAAUAGUAAAUCUCUUAAUGCUUACAAAAGUGAAGACAUGGCUGUUGGUACCUGGUUAGCACCGUUUGGGAACAUUCACCGCCGCCACGACGUUCGUUUUGAUACCGCAUGGAUGCCAAGAAAGUGCCAGGACUACCAUCUUGUGCUGCAUAAACGAACCGCACAUCAAAUGAAGGAAAUUUAUCAAGGAGAAUCGGUAUGUACCGUCGAUGAUCAACAAAAAGCAAACCCAACUCAACGCCCGAAAGAGUAUUUCUACGACUGGACAGUUGCGCCAUCGCAAUGCUGUAAAACAUACGUUUAGUAUUAUCAGAACUAUUUGUUUUGCUUCGAAUGACCACCUCUAAUUAAGUUUUAAGAAAUGUGAUAAUGCGACGUCCGAAUCAUUGUAUUUUUUCAUAACCUUGUUGAUUGUAUUGUGUAAAUACCUAGAGCAGUUUGAUGUUACGCAGCAGAAAUAGGCAGCAACCCUUUUCCACCAGAAAAUAAAUAUACAUAACUAAGAAUAUUACCAUAUA
Messenger RNA from Wyeomyia smithii (pitcher-plant mosquito), 1690 nucleotides. It is a transcript of the gene beta3GalTII, whose product is annotated as beta-1,3-galactosyltransferase 6. Gene Ontology annotation, molecular function: UDP-galactosyltransferase activity. The coding region runs from base 313 to 1476 and encodes 387 amino acids. Lineage: Eukaryota; Metazoa; Arthropoda; Insecta; Diptera; Culicidae. Gene Ontology annotation, biological process: glycosaminoglycan biosynthetic process. Gene Ontology annotation, cellular component: membrane. The record is from RefSeq and is a predicted model, not a curated record. The transcript has a single exon.